Molecule: messenger RNA, 1998 nt
Organism: Eremomyces bilateralis CBS 781.70
Lineage: Eukaryota; Fungi; Ascomycota; Dothideomycetes; Eremomycetales; Eremomycetaceae
Product: dolichyl glycosyltransferase
Exons: 7
Coding region: 377-1879 (500 amino acids)
Biological process (GO): protein N-linked glycosylation
Cellular component (GO): endoplasmic reticulum membrane
Molecular function (GO): dolichyl pyrophosphate Glc1Man9GlcNAc2 alpha-1,3-glucosyltransferase activity
Source: RefSeq, a predicted model, not a curated record
CGAAGAACCCGCCCGCGUGGAAUUGGCUGCCGAUCGGGGGUGCGCCUUGAGCAACUCCAUUCAACGCCUCGUGGGCCCGGUUGACGGCUGGUCCAUAGCUCAGGGCGACAGACAGGGCCGGCCGCUGGACGCAGGGAGCUGCAGCUAACGGAGGUCGGGGCGAGAGCCGCAACACGUGUGAGCUGUGAUUCUGUGAACUUUCCCAACGUCGAUCCAUGCAGCUCGGAUCUUUUCAAGUUUCAAUCUCCCAAAAAGUCCAUCCCAUCAUCUAUCCCAACCACAUCCCGCGUCGAGGUGAAGACGUGUGGCCGUGUCACAGGCAUCGGCUUCGUCGCACUCGGGUCCAGUCAAGUGGACAUGCUGUCCAUCCGCCGCCAUGCCUGAGGCCAUCUAUCCCACCCUCGUCCAAUGCGCUAUCGUCGCCGGCGCAUUCAAGGUCCUGUUGUUCCCUGCGUAUAAAUCAACCGACUUUGAAGUGCAUCGGAAUUGGCUAGCGAUCACCCAUUCGCUCCCCAUCCAAAACUGGUAUUACGAGGACACCUCAGAAUGGACUCUGGAUUACCCUCCCUUCUUCGCCUACUUCGAAUGGCUCCUCUCCCAAUGUGCCCGUUGGGUCGACCCAGCCAUGCUCCGCAUCGACAACCUGAACUACGAUAGCUGGUCCACCGUCGCCUUCCAACGAAGCACCGUGAUCCUCACCGAACUGGUCCUCGUCUACGCGCUCCACCGCAUCACCGCCUCCUCCCCCACCAAACCCACCACCCACACCGCCGCCCUCUCCAUCCUUCUCUCCCCCGGACUCCUCCUCAUCGACCACCUCCACUUCCAAUACAACUCCCUCCUCUACGGCCUCCUCCUCCUUUCCCUCCAUCUCGCCCAUCGCCCCCGCUCCCUCCUCCCCUCUGCCCUCCUCUUCGCCGCCCUCCUCUGCUUCAAGCACAUCUACCUCUACCUCGCCCCCGCUUACUUUGUUUAUCUCCUUCGCGUCUACGUCCUGCACCCCGGCUCCGUCGUCCGCAUCCGCCUCGCCAACGCCGUGAAGUUGGGGACGGGGUUGCUGGCUGUCUUCGCUGCGGCGUUCGGUCCGUUCGCGUAUCAUGGCCAGAUCCCGCAGCUGCUGACGCGUCUGUUCCCCUUCUCCCGCGGCCUGUGUCACGCGUAUUGGGCGCCCAAUGUAUGGGCGAUGUACUCGUUUACGGAUCGAGUCCUGAUUUUCGUUGCACCGUACCUAGGCCUCCAAGUGGACCCUGACGCCGUCAACAGCGUCACACGCGGUCGAGUCGGUGACACGGCGUUCGCAGUCCUACCGCCUAUCCAUCCGCGAACGACCUUCCUCCUCACCCUCACCUUCAUGCUCAUCCCCCUCAUCAAACUCUUCGCCCAACCCACCGCCGCCAACUUCCACGGCGCCCUCAUCCUCUGCGGCUACGCCUCCUUCCUCUUCGGCUGGCACGUGCACGAGAAGGCCAUCCUGCUGGUUCUCAUCCCCUUCAGCCUGCUCGCGUUGAAAGACCGCCGCUACCUCGGUGCCUUCCGCCCUCUCGCUGUCGCCGGCCACGUCGCCCUGUUCCCCCUCCUCUUCACCCCGCACGAGUUCCCCAUCAAAGUCGUCUACACGGUCCUGUGGCUGGUGCUGUUCCUCUUCGCCUUCGAUCGGUUGGCGCCCGUCUCCCCGAAGGGUCGCGUCUUCUUCCUGGACCGCUUCUCCGUGCUGUACCUCGCGGUGGCGAUCCCGCUGAUCUGCUACUGCGCGGUCGUGCACGAGCUGGUAUUUGGGACGCGGUUGGAGUUUUUGCCGCUGAUGUUCAUUAGCUCGUAUUCCGCGCUGGGGGUGGUGGGAAGUUGGCUAGGGUUUAUGGUUGUGUAUCUAGCCGAUUAGGUGGAAGGGCGGGACGGAGUGAAUCAUGCUUAGAUACCCGCAGAUUUAGACGUCUUGAUUGUAUGGAAUAUAGAGGAAAAGACUAUAUUAAUAAUUUACACUGGAAUACAGUGACCCCC